Danio rerio (zebrafish) is the source of this 1728-nucleotide messenger RNA. RefSeq names its product family with sequence similarity 174 member C (gene fam174c). Gene Ontology annotation, cellular component: membrane. Lineage: Eukaryota; Metazoa; Chordata; Actinopteri; Cypriniformes; Danionidae. The record is from RefSeq and is marked validated.
GGACACAAUUUACCGUAACACUAUGCACGCUGUCGUCUUUAAUAAUCAGGAAGAGGAACUGGACUGGUGGCGAAAUCGAACUUCGUAUGUGUUUGUGGCUCGUCGCUUUCCUUUAAAAACACAAACCUAAGCUAUUAUGACACUUUUAAGGUUUAUACCUCUGCUGUUGACUUUUUGGGCUGUUUCUUUUGCUGAUGACAAUGAACAUAAAUCUGGCAGUACUAAACCACCCACUUCCACUAUUAGCAACAGUACCGAAAAGUAUAAUUCCAAUAACGCUAGUGAUGUGGCGAUGAUUAAUAGGGCUCUGUAUGUUUUGAUCGGGAUAACGGCAAUUGGAGUCCUGUAUUUCUUAGUGAGAGCCGUCCGUCUGAAGAAAACCGGUGUUCAGAAGAAGUACGGGCUCCUUUCAAACUAUGAUGACACCAUGGAGAUGGCCCAUCUUGAAAGUGAUGAGGAUGACACUACUGUCUACGAAGCCAAAUCUUUGAGAAGAUGAAUCUCUGGAUGUGUUUGACACUGCAGGGAAAUGUGAUCCCAAAUGUGAGACAAUCCUGUUAUCUCCACCAAAAUGGUUGCUGAAUUGUUGCUGAUUUCAACGACCGUGAGAGGACCUAGUCCGGAUUCUUGGAUGCCUUUUUUCCAAGACUUAAAUGGAACAUGUGGGUUUAAAUUAGUCCAAUACAUUUUAAACUGACAUGACCAAAACAAUCUUCUUUAAAAGUUUUUCAGAAGGUCAUACAUUGUUCUGAUGUGGGUUAUAAGACAAUACGGUCAGCAGAGGAUCAAAACUGUGUUUUGUGCCAAAGUUACUUAUGCAUCAUUUAUUUAAGGGGUUUGAACUCUUGACUGAGUUGAUGUGUAAUAAUCAAUAUUGUUAAAAAAUGCCCCUCAUUUCUCAUUCAAAAACACUGAAAACCCUAAAAGUUGUUUGCUAAUUCAUAAGACUAUUAUUGUUUAGUGUGUGUUAAUUUUUUAUUGUUUUAGGUAUACCUUCAUAUUAUGAUAGACAUUUUGCUUUUUAAAAACACAUUUUUUUCUCUCUUUUUGUUCUUUCUUGCUUUCUUUCUUUCACUGUACCAGAACUACAUUGGGUAUUAAUUUUAUUAGGAUUUCUGGAGUAAGCGUGACCAAUGAAUGCAUUUUUUGUGUAUAAAUUUGCCAAAUACCAGCCUAUUUAAGAGAAGCACUUUGAGUUUUAGGGUUUAGACACUAAAGCACCAAAACAGCCAGUCAUGAUAUUUUUGACUUGGCGACACUCCUGACCAUUUCACAGUUGGUUUGAUACUGAAGAUUUGAUAAUUAUGAGGGUUUUUGUCUUUCGAGAUUAAGCAUUCCCACGUUUUUAUAUUCCAAGCAUAAACGCUUAGUAUACAUUUAAAAGUAUUGUUCCAAUUGGAUUCAUAAGAAAGCUGCAUGCAUUUUUCUCAUGUGUGUUGUAAGGGUGACAAAUGAAUGUGCUGUACAGCAAGCAAUCUGCAUACAUGGAUCAAACAACAUCAGUUUCAAUUUUGCAACUUGAUAAAUUAAGGGUGAUUGAGGGCAUUUAUGAUGGUUUCUUUAAAUACAUUUACUGGCCUAUUAAUAGUGUCAAAUUGAAAUGCAUGAAGCAUCACUGUAUCAAUAUUUAAUGUACAUAAUUCAAGUGAUUCCUAAAGUGUGCCUUUCAUCCCUUUUGACUGGAUGUGUUUUUGGCUUUUUGUAAUUAAAUUCUUUUCGCUAUUUUCA